Papilio xuthus (Asian swallowtail) is the source of this 1218-nucleotide messenger RNA. RefSeq names its product aldose 1-epimerase. Gene Ontology annotation, molecular function: aldose 1-epimerase activity; carbohydrate binding. Gene Ontology annotation, biological process: glucose metabolic process; beta-D-galactose catabolic process via UDP-galactose, Leloir pathway. Lineage: Eukaryota; Metazoa; Arthropoda; Insecta; Lepidoptera; Papilionidae. The transcript is spliced from 6 exons. The record is from RefSeq and is a predicted model, not a curated record. The coding region runs from base 104 to 1189 and encodes 361 amino acids.
GUGACUAUCAUAACCUAUAAAUUGUUUUGACACAUUAUCAAACGUCAGUUGUAGAUUGGUCGUGGUAGGGGCUGCGCGCGCAAUCUCUACGUAGAAUAUAAUUAUGGUUCACCUAUUGGAGCAGGACUUCGGUACGUUUAAAAACGAAACAGUAAAGAAGUACACAUGGCAAACCAAGAGCGGAUUCAAAGUGUCCGUCAUUUCAUAUGGUGCUAACAUUCAGUCUAUUUUGGUACCUGACAAAGUAGGUGAAUUAAAUGACGUGGUACUUGGAUUUGAUGAUCUUAGUGGGUAUGUGGAGAGAAAUGAGCCGUACCUUGGAGCGACUGUGGGUAGAUGUGCAAACAGAAUAAGAGGCGCUAAUUUUCAGAUAGAUGGCGCUGAAUACCAAUUAGCAAAGAACGUUUCAGAUCACGAUCAUUUACACGGAGGAUUGGUUGGUUUUGAUAAGGUUAACUGGAAUUCAGUCGUAGACGGAUCUAAAGUGACAUUCAGUUAUCUAUCAAAAGACGGUGAAGAGGGAUAUCCUGGCGACUUGUUAACUAACGUCAUUUAUGACGUAACGGAUGAUGACGUCAUUCAUGUCCAGUUUAUCGCGACCUCAACAAAGAAAACCGUUAUAAAUUUAACAAAUCAUUCGUACUUUAAUUUAGCUGGUCAUGAUGCUGGUGCUGAAGAAAUUUAUAACCAUGUGAUAUCGAUAAAUGCUGAUAAAAUUACAGAGACCACUCCUCAGUCGAUACCAACCGGUGGUUUUGUUAACGUCGGUGGUACACCGUUCGAUCUUCGUAUUCCAGUACGUCUCGGUGAUGCGAUGAAGCAAGGACAAAACUUGUUUGAUGACAAUUUCUGUAUUAAUACAUAUGGAAAUAAGGAAUUGAACUUCGUAUCUCGAGUAAGUCAUGCGAGAUCAGGACGUUACUUAGAGGUGUACAGUGACCAGCCAGGAGUUCAGCUGUACACAGCCAAUUUCCUGCCGUUCCCUGACCAGGAGGCUCUAGUGGGGAAGUCCGGAGUUGGGUAUAGAAGACACGGUGCCUUCUGUUUGGAGACACAGAAUUAUCCGGAUGCUAUUCAUCAUCUUAAUUUCCCAUCUCCUGUCCUGAAGCCAGGAGAUAUUUAUGUACAUAAAGUUACGUAUAAAUUUGGUAGGGAAAAAUAUAAUUUUCCUCAAGUGGUUACUGCUUAAAAUUUAAAAAGUUUCUAUUGUUAACUAAU